GAUAUUUCAAGAGAUGUAAAACACUCAAAUAAGAAAUUCAUUAAAAUUGACAAGCCCCCUGUAUGCCACAAAUUACUUCAGAAAGGAAAGAGGUAUAGAUUAGUUUGCGAGCCAGAAGCUGAAAUAACUCCAGAGGAAAUUGAAUUUGUUGAUGGAUCUCUCCUGAAACUAAAAAGUUACAUUGAAGUCUAUCUGGAGAAACCCGACAACUUCACCUUGUCUUUGGUUGAGCUGGAGUCUGAUGCGACCGUGUGGAAGGCAAAACUAAGAGAGAGUGACUGGAUACAUUACGACCAGAACAAAAACGAGCAGAAAAGAAGCGCAGUCAGUGUCAAAAAACGGAAGCCAGCCCUCGGCAUUUCAGAGGAAGACCAGCUCUGUAGCAAAAAGCAAAAGACGGGCAAUACUGCAGAUGGAAUUGAAACAAAAAACUUAACUGAUAAACAGCUGCUGGCGAUCGCAAAGUUGUUUGAUAGGCAGUGGAGAGAAAUUGCCAUUGAGUGUCUUCAGAUGAAAAUGAAAGACAUUGAGCAGAUCCAGGCAACAGAGAAAGAUGUGAAUAUGCAAAAAUUUCUGGUGUUAAGCAAGUGGAGAGAGAGAGAACAAAGCAACGGAACUGCCGAGGCUUUGUACAGAAGCCUUCAUGAAAAGGUGUCCUACGAGAUACUGCAAGCCCUAGAAGGUUUCUCGGCUCAGUGCUGA
Messenger RNA from Leptosomus discolor (cuckoo roller), 702 nucleotides. The record is from RefSeq and is a predicted model, not a curated record. Lineage: Eukaryota; Metazoa; Chordata; Aves; Leptosomiformes; Leptosomidae.